This is a messenger RNA of Pyricularia oryzae 70-15, 189 nucleotides long. RefSeq lists its product as uncharacterized. The transcript has 3 exons. NCBI's taxonomy places the organism in Eukaryota, Fungi, Ascomycota, Sordariomycetes, Magnaporthales, Pyriculariaceae. The record is from RefSeq and is a predicted model, not a curated record. The annotation marks the transcript as partial.
CCUCAAACCUCAUCUCCGAACAAAGUUCAAGAUGAGAGCCAAGUGGAGAAAGAAGAGAGUACGACGCCUCAAGCGCAAGAGAAGAAAGAUGAGAGCUCGCUCCAAAUAAACGACUCGAGCUCACUCAACUGCACCAUCCGGACACGAGAUAGCCAAGCUAGACAAAAAAACCAGAACUACCUCGAGUAG